Molecule: messenger RNA, 312 nt
Organism: Glarea lozoyensis ATCC 20868
Lineage: Eukaryota; Fungi; Ascomycota; Leotiomycetes; Helotiales; Helotiaceae
Exons: 3
Coding region: 1-312 (103 amino acids)
Source: RefSeq, a predicted model, not a curated record
AUGGUUGGAGGUUUACCAUCGUAUCGUCAAUCAAUGUAUCCAAACGAAAAGUCACCUACUUUACUCUCGCCAGCAUCGGCAAAAGCGAAAACAAGCAAGUCCGAAAUGGAGAACGAUUCUGCGUCAAUGAUGAGCACAUCAACAUAUACCUCCACUGUGAGCUUGCUGAAAAGCAAGCUUCACAGCCACAAGGACAAGAAGGAGGAAAAGCCUAAAUCUACCAAAGAAAAGAGGAAGAGCUUGCCGAAGGAUCCUAAGUCACCAAGGGCACGAACGGCAGAGGCCUACAUGGUUCAAGCGAUGCUGCGUUAA